Molecule: messenger RNA, 12194 nt
Organism: Spirodela intermedia
Lineage: Eukaryota; Viridiplantae; Streptophyta; Magnoliopsida; Alismatales; Araceae
Source: the annotation of a GenBank genome assembly
AUGGAGGCGGAGGGAACCACGGGGAGUUCGGCUUCUCGGAGGCCCCGGUCGAAGAUGCUGGGAGAACAGCAUCACAGCUCCUUGCUAGUGGGCCGCAUCGUCGAGAAGGGAUUCUCUUCGUCCGCCCUGUCUGGCGCCCCCGCCUCCUCUCCCCGUCUUACUGUCCUCCCUUUCCCCGUCGCGCGCCACCGCUCGCAUGGCCCGGUUGGAACCCUCGAUCUUCUCCCCCGCCCCCUUCUCUUACCUCUCUGUAACGUCCUUCUCGCAGUGUGCUCCUCUAUUGAUUUCUGACUCUUCGACGUUCUAUUUUCUCACAUAGCAUUGGACCCCGGUGGCCACAACAAGGGGCGCGGAGGAGGAUGACGCAGAGGAGGAUAAGGAUAUCGUGGACUACGGGUUGGCCGCUCCACUUGUUCGGCCGAUGAAGAAGAUAGAGAAGAAGGGCCUAGAUUUCAGCCGCUGGAGGGAGUUGCUCGACGGGAAGCAUUCUACCUUUUCAAGCAAGGUGAAACAGAAGCACGAAUCAGCCGUCGUAUUGAAACCUGUUGACAAAGAAAUGGGAGAUGCUAUAGAAGCACCAGCAGCAGCAGCUGAGUUGGGUUUGAAGCGGAAGGAGACAGAUAGUAUAUUUUCACCUGUCGCAGAUACGUCUAUCUCUAGGGUAGACACCAGAGAUAGACGUACGAGAAAACAGGGGGAGAUAGAAUAUCAAUCUGUACGUCAGCCAACUUCCAUGGAUGUUGACUACGAGUCUUUGGAUUCUACGGUCCAACACCGAGGAAAAUUCUCUAUGAUGGAGGAUAUCAAUGCGGAGAAUUUAAUUCGUUUGGCCCAGAUGUCCCCCCAGGAGAUUGCUGAUAGUCAGGCGGAGAUAAUGGGGAAAAUGGAUCCAACUAUAUUAGCCAUGCUGAGGAAGAGGGGUCAAGACAAAAGAAGGAAUAUGAGAGCUACGCCUGCUGAGGAGAAGGGGAAAACUAGUUUGAACGGGGCUAACCUGGUUGAACGUGCCAAGAGUUCUUACCAGGAAGAAGCUGCCAAGCCUGAACGCUCAGAGAUUCCUCAGGAUGCAGCAAAUAGACAGUCCGAAACUACCACGAGUUCCGAAAAGAUGGAAUCUUCAGAUAUUAACAAUGAAUGGGCGCCAUCUGGUGUGGGUGAUAGCGGAUCAUGGAAGUCGUGGUGCCAAAGAGUGGAGAAGGUGAGGCUUUUAAGGUUCAGAUUGGAUGGUAAUGUCAUCAACGAUGGCAUCCCCAUGGAGCUAAAAAAUGGUAAGCUACACAAUCAUCAUCUUUUUCCAAAAGAGGAAGUUGAGGCUAUGCUUCUUUAAUUCAUACAGGUAGAGCGUUGGGCAAGGUUCCUUGAUCAAAAGAAGUUUCAAAGAAUAGUUAAAAAUCAACAGUUAUUUUUUAAUGCCUCCAGCUCCGGUGACUUAAAAAUACAUGGUUAAUACUUCUUCCGAACUCUCAAUCUGGAAUUGUUUUCCAAUAGUUGUUAUCUCUUCCCUCAAAAUUUGAUCUACCUUCGGUCCUCUUUCCACAGUAGAGUUUGGAUUUCCUUUUCAGCCAGGGCAACAUUUGUGUAUGUUGAUAAUCUCUAAAUCCUGUUACCCGUUUUCUUCUUAUUAUCUGUGGGUUACUUGUGAGCUGACUACAAUCCUAGUAUCCUGUUAUCUCAACAUUUUUGCUUACGAAUUUCAACAGUCAUUAUGAUCUCUUUUCCUCUCAAUCAAAAAGCUAAAUGUGAAAAAUGCAUUUUUUCUGGACUUUUUGGUUGUUUCCGUGGUAGUUCUAAUGAUUGAAUGUAUUUACAACGUCCUGUUAAUCACAGGACACCAUUCGUUAUGAGGAAAUCUUGUCACCAUUGAUGAUUCUCUCAACCAGAUUGUGUGGUUGUUAAUGUAUUUAAAUAUAUACUCUUUCAAAUGUUUUCCAGCACAGGGAAUCUUAUUCAGACUGUACGGUUGCAUUUUCUUUGAUCUGGAUGUGUUAUAUAGAUAUUUGAAAAGUUUGAAGUGAAAAACUGGCUGAUUGUUUUCAUUUAUGUGUAGGUCUCAAUACCAGCUUCAGUCAAUAUAAUCCAGAGAAUGUUGCUGAGCGUGACUUCCUGAGAACUGAAGGUGAUCCUGGUGCUGCAGGAUACACAAUUAAGGAAGCCAUAGCACUGACUAGAAGCAUUGUAAGUUUGUUUAUUUUUUUCAUUGGCCCUUUUUAAUUUAAAAUUCCAUUUCAUAAAUUUAUAAUUACACUAUAGAUGGGACGUCUGGGUAAUUCUGGGGCAAUGUUGGUUCUUUAUGUUUUUUCUUUUGAGUCUGGAUGGAACUGUGUCAGAAUAAUAUACUUUAUUGUAGUGUUGGGUUUUUGUGGUCAACACAACACUAAUAUUCUAAAGUGGUUAUUGAUAUAAAAUUUAAUGUAGAGUUUUAAGGCUCAAAUGAUCCAAAAAUAUGGACCCAUGCUUCUGGGCUAGGUUGUCAUUAUACAAUGAAGUAAAAAGGCAAGAUGCAGAUUUGUGAAAGGUAUCGUCUGCAAAGCUCUGGAAGGACAGACGAUGUGUCAUCACUAAGACCCUUUUACCACUUUUUUGUUUUGUGCACUCCAAUCAACCAAAUUGGCUCUACUUAAGAGAAAUUUUGUACUUUUAUAAUGACUUAUGGAUAGUUGUGAACAUUCAACUAUUUAUACUGUUAUGUGGCCAUUGCAGCACUCAGCAUCUACCACCAACUACCUUGGCUACUUGUUUUCAAAAAAUUAUUCUUGACUAACUUUAAGACGAAAUGUGUGAAAUGAACUCAGACAAGAUGCUGAGUUUUUCUGUCACUCAAACAGUUUUGAUCUCAUGUCUUUGUACUUAUCCAACACUUUACCUGAUUCUUUUAUUUUUAGGUUACUGUUUUUUAAUUCAAAAUUAAAGAUGUAAAUAUCCGUUUUCAAGAUUCAGGCGCUUCAGUAUUUCUAGAAUCUCCAAAAAUGCCAAUGUGAAUAUCCGUUUUCAAGGUUCAGGCUUCAGUAUUUCUAGAAUCUCCAAAAAUGCCAAUGUGACAAACUUGUUGUUUUUACUCCACUCUUGACUGAACAGAAUUGUGAUAUUGAUGGAUUCCUGUGAUCUGCUAUCAUCCAUGCAUCUACAGUUCUGAGAUUCAACAACCAUAUUAUGAAUUAGAGAGAGUGGGGAUAAUUGCAGAGCGUGCUCCACAUGUGAAAUUGGUAUAUACAUAUACACACUCACACAUGCGUGCGCACACCCACACAAACGCAUAUGUAUAAAUAGCAAACACGCAGGUUCAAUAACCUGAAGAAAGGCAAAAAGGGAAGUAAAGAAAACAGAGAAAGAAUAUAAGGAAUAUGCUAUUCUCUGAACAGUUCGAUUUUGUGUUUGUGUUUCAGAUCCCCAGUCAACGUUGCUUUGCUUUGCAACUCCUCGCUUCUGUCCUUCAUAAGUGUCUGCACCACUUGCAACAGAAAGAGGCCGAUUCUAACCUCUCAAAUGCAAACUGUUCUCAUGAAGCUGUUGAUUGGCAGGCAAUUUGGGCAUAUGUCCUCGGUCCUGAACCGGAGAUUGCUUUAUCAUUAAGGUGAAUACAGAACAGUUUAUUUUUAUUUAUUUAACAGCUGCCAGUUAUUUGGUGUUGUACUCCUUUGAAAUUGAGACCGGCUGGUAACUCUGGGAAGAACAGAGUAGUUGCACGAAUUAUCUCAUAUGCUUGUGAUGCAUAUUCUAAUGUGACAAAAGAUAUGGCUAGAAUAUAAUAGAUCUUUGUUUGUUGGUUAGUGGACUAUCGACACAUUGCAUUAUAAACCUUUUUUUCUCCCCAAAAGGCACGCUAAUUCCGUGUAAAAUUUAAGUUAAAAAAUGAAACCAUAUUUAGAUUUCCUCACCACAAUUUUCUCUCUUCAUUUUUCGAAUUUAUUUUUAUCUCCUUUCUCAUAAAAUUGUGACAGAAAGAGAGAAGGGUUGACAUUGGCUUGUGAUCAGAUAUUGGGAAAGAGCGGGGGAGGGCAAAUGAACCGUUUAUGUGGAAUUAACUGAUUCGAUUUAGAUGGAUAACUCGCAUGGGAACUUUCCCAAAGAAAAACCUGGAUGGGGAGUUUGUGCCUGACCCUUUUAUAGUUUAAAAAAUGAGAGUAUUAAGAUUGAGUCUAUUGAUUUAUCAAACAAGGUCAACCAUAGUCAGUUGAGUUCAACCAGCUUGUCUGAUUUUGGCUAUUCCAUGCCAUUUACUUUUGCAUUACAGUGACUUGUGUAAAAGGAAUUCAGAUCUUUCGCCAGCUUUUACUUUAAGUUAGGGACGUGAACAAAUAUCCUCUUACGGGUUAUAAAAGCAUCACUUCUUUGUUGAAUACUUUUUGCAUCUACAUCAGCCCUUGUCUUCCAGAUUAGGGUUAUCCAAUCCUAAUCUACAUAGGAUUAGGUGUGACCAGCCUGUGUUACUGUCCUGUUUCUGCAGACGGUGGAGGAAAUGGGAAGUUUUGUGGAAGGAAGAAAUAUUUUAAAAAACUCGUGCAUAGAAAGAAGGAAGUAUGGGAUGAAAAGUCUAUUAUACUCUACCCACAUUUUAGCAGCGGAGUACCAGAUACUGCCACUUAGACUUGGCCCUCUUCCUUCCUAUUCUCUCUCUCUCUCUCUCUCUCUCUCCCUCUCUCCCUCUUCUCUUUUUCUCCUCCCUUCAUUUGGACCCCACCUUGCUGACAUGAUCCUGAAAGUCAGAAUGUGAUAUGCAUAUACCAAAGAGUUGCGUUUAGGUCCCACUUUUGGGAAAACAUUCAUGACUUUGCAUUGUUGUCAUUUGAUUGGAUUUUGGCAUCUUUCACAUUUUGGAUUCUUUUAAAUCAUCAGAAUUUCAAAGUGCACUAUCAAACGAUUUAUUUACUUAAUAGUGAUUAGGUGACACAUUUGACAAGGGAAAAGUGGCUCAUACCUCAUGUGACAUUUUUUUAAUGCCACAUAUCUUUGCUAUGGUCAGGGGCUUGUUUGAGGUGCAUUCUGGAGAAAAUGCAUAGUGAUAAAUGAGGCAUGCUGACAUGCAGUUAAGGGGUUGCCUUUUCUUCACUUUCGCCUCUUUGAUGUAUUUUUAAUUUUGUACUUUGUUUGAUAUCUUUAGUGGUUCAGUGCAAUAGUACAGAAUCCCCAUGUUUCCAGGGGCCAAAUAAAUAAAUCCUUUGAUCAAAGCAUUUUAGUUGUGCACUUUCAUGAUUUCAGCGUUCUUAUUCAAUAUCUUUAAUGAACUAAUUAAAUCUAUAAUUGUACUGAAUGAUAAUGUUCAAUUACAGUGUAUAUUUCAUUUUCCGCCCUAGAGUUUGUGGUUUUGACUUUUUUGGACUCCAUUGACAGGAUCUCUUUGGAUGACAACCAUAAUUCUGUCAUUCUGGCUUCUGCAAAGGUUUUUCAAUCCAUUCUGAGCUUUGAUGUGAAUGAGUUCUACUUCAAUCUUUCAGAGGUAGAGUCAUGCUUCCCUCUUGCUCUCCCUUUUUUACAACAUUUAUGCAUAAAGUAUGUUAUGAAAAUGAUUGGAGCUGAUUUGUACCUCCAUUUUCAGAAAUUAUGUGUCUAUGAGAUAGAUGUUUACACUGCACCUAUAUUUCGUAGUCGGCCAGAUAUCAAUUUUGGUUAUCUUCAUGGUGGAUUUUGGAAGUACAGCUCAAAACCUUCAAAUAUCCUCCCUUUCAACGAUCAGUAUGAGGAUGCUGAUGAUGAAGAAAGACGUACAAUCCAGGAUGAUGUUGUUCUGGCUGGACAAGAUAUAGCUGGUGGUCUAGUAAGGAUGGGUAUACUCCCAAGAAUAUGCUAUCUUUUAGAGGUAGGCAAUUCAAUUCGAUAAAACUCAAUGAUUUUUUAUAAAUAUAUGUUUUUCCUCUUUUCUGACGCAUGCUCCAAGUUCUACUGUUAUCUCUUCUUUCAGUUGCCUUCUGAACAAUGAAAAUGUGGUUUAUUUACUAUUCAAUGGUCAUGGACCUGGAUAAGAUCAUGUUUUAGAUUUAAUGUUCGAAAUUUUAGACCAUGCUUUGGCUAGUGGUCGUUUUUUAUAGUUACAGCUGUAUUAUGAUAUGCAUGCCUUCGUAAAUGCAUUAGUUGCUCAAAAUGCAUUGAAUGCACGUAUAUUUUUGUAAUGUUUCUUCACCUGCAUGAUCUUUGUAUUUUAAAUUGCUGCUUAGACGUUUUUACAUAUAUUUUUUUCUGUUUCUUCCUCUGCAUACUAUGACUGGGUUCAUUUUUGCCAUCCGGAAAAUUCCAUCAAAUGAAGUUUUGCAACGGAAACUGCUAGAGGUUUAUUUUUAAGUGCUUUUAUCCCCGACUUACUGGGAUACUUUUGUAUAAUGUUUAUCGUGUGACAAAUUAGUACGUCUUUAUCUAUGGCUGUCUCUUUUUAAUUUCUCAUUUCUGCUGUAUUCUUAGUGUUAUUGAAUUUCAUGCCAAUGCAUGUGUAGGUUAUUGAUUCUGAAGCUGCUUCUAUGAUUACUGUGUUCUAAAAAAACGUAGUUAAACUAUGAUCAUGCUGACAUAUGAACUAGCUUUAUUUUUAAUUUUAUUGCAAAAUUCUGCGUCUAUAUGUACACUUAGGUUUUACCAUGGUCAUUGUGACAACACUGGGAAGAAAAAAAAAUCAUGAUUCGGUAAUUGUUAUUGGAUUUGGUAGAUGAAAAUGAAAUACAUGUAAAGGCUGACCUAUGAUCAAUUCAACAGACAUCAGUGUCAAAGUGUUGACAUAGUUAUGAGAAAGAGACUGGAUUAUGUUCCGGGUUGUUUUGCGCAUAAUUAAACUGACAACAGUGGGUUUCAUUUUUUAUGUAAAACAUAUUCAUUCAAUGGAUGUCAUAUCGAUUUUUCUGCUUUAUACUCAUAGUCUGAUCGCAGUUGUAUGAUCUAGAUAUGUAAUUUUCGAAUUGACGAAAUACUUUGCAUUUUAUGUAAAAUGUUAUUCAUAUGUUAAAAUUAAAGGAUGACCUGCUAAUGAAUUAAAUAGUGAGGGUAUAACCGAUAUGGCCAAAUCCAAGAUGUUUUUAAUUUUAAUAGUAAGACACUUAAUAUUGACACCAUAAACUUUAGAUUUUGGUGAUAAGAUAGUUCCAUAUUGACUAUACAGUAGCAGAAACUCAUGGAAAAUGAAAGUCAAUGCACACCAUCAAUGUAUCUGAAUCAUUUGUCAAGAUAAUAGCUUCUGACCUCUUCACGCCAGUUCCUAAGAUUUGGAUAGUUCUUGCUUAUGUCACUGGUUGUAGUUUGCCUUUCAUGAAUAACAGAAUAAUGAUGACCUUGUUUUGGUUGGUUUAUGUGGCCUUUCAUUUCUUUGAUUUUUUUUGCUCAUUAAGAUGUUAUGUUAUUCACUCAUAUUUUUAUUCGUUCAGGUGGACCCCCUUCCUACUCUGGAUGAAUGCCUUGUCUCUAUCCUUGUUGCAUUGGCCAGACAUUCUCCAUCAUGUGCAACAGCUAUUAUAAAAUGUCCAAGGCUGAUUGAAACUGUUGUCCACCGGUUCACUAAGCAUCUUGCGGUCGACGUUCACCCUUCAAUGAUAAAAUCAGUUGUCCUUCUAAGGGUAAUUGUCAGAACAUAUUUAUCCUGUUUUCAUUAGCCUUUCUCGUUUAUAAUAUUGUUCUGAGGAGGUUGCAUUAAUAUUUUGGGUCCUCGAAUGUGCCUGUUUAUGUUAAGGACUCUCAUCAACCCUCCGUGUAACAUUCCUUGGGUAAUGUUGAUGUCAACUAUUUUUAGGACUUAAGCUACCUCUCUUUAUUACUGGAAGUCGCAAUUUAAUGCCAUUUAUUUCGGAAAAUUGGCUCAAUUUAUUUCCUUGACAAGGAUAUGGAUAUGUGCAUUUUUUGGCAACUUUUUCCUGGUUUCUUUUUUGUGCAAGUGCAUAUUUGUUGGGAUAAAGCCUGGAAUAGAUUUCAUAGUUCCAAAGGUGCAUUGGAUCACACUUCCUAAACCAGUAACGUCAGAACUACUUUUUGCUUUCCUUCCCGUUGCAAGCUUUAAUAAAGUUCGUGCGGAUGCAGGGGUAUGUUGUCCAAUGUUAGCUGCCCUCCAUUCGACUAUCAUGUAUUGAUAUUCUUAUUUCUACUUCGUUGGUAUGAUAUUUUCUGUUGCCCUCGUGUAGUCAGACAUAUAGUUCAUAUUCCUCAUGAGCUUGCAUUUUGCUCCCUACAGCAGUAUAGUCAGAACCAUCUUCAGUCAAGUUUGUAGCCGUGAAAUGAUAUCUUGUCUGAUGUCAGCUGCCCUCCAUUCAAAAUUUAUGAUAUCAUUCUUGAGCAAAGAGACCGCAUUGGGACUAUUAUGUGUCGUUUAGGAGUACCGUGCCCUCACAAAUCUGCCAAACUGUACAGAUGUAUAGCACAAUGCAUAAUAGUAAAUUUGAAUUAUUUUUUUUCUUUCAAUCAUGUUGAGUACACCGAGUACUUUGCCAAAAUGGAAAAUCUAGCCUUAUUUUGUGAUGUAGUUUAUGGCAAAUUAAUUGUAGCUAUGUGAGUUCUGAAUGUCAAGGAUGUUUUCCAUGCGGAUUUUCAAGUUUGGUGUCAUUUUGACGUACGUAGUGAUGAAUAGUCCUUGCGGUACCUUUAUAUGUUUCAAUUUUCAUUGAUUAUGUAUGGAAUAGUCUUGAGGGGAUUGUUUUUCACAUGCAGGUCUUGUCUCAAUCUGACCGGCAACACUGUUCAGAGUUUGUGAGGUGUGGAUUCUUCCGAGACAUGAUGUGGCAUAUGUACAGAGGUCCAAUUUCCCUUGAUCAAUGGAUUAAAUCUGGAAAAGAACACCGUAACCUCACUUCCUGCUUAAUGGUUGAACAACUACGUUUUUGGAAGGUCUGUAUACGUCAUGGCUAUUGUGCCUCUUACUUUGACGAUUUUUUCCCGGUGAUGUGCACAUGGUUGAACCUGCCCACACUAGACAGACUGGUUGGGGAAAACGUCCUUGAGGAGUUUGCCCUGGUUACACGGGAAGCGUACCAUGUCUUGGAGGCACUUUCUCAUCGGCUGCCUAGGCUUCAUUCAGAGGUGCAAUUGGAGAGAGAGGUUUCUGAAUUUCCUAAUGACAUGGAAUCUUGGUCGUGGAGUCGAGUGGUUCCGAUGGUUGAAUUGGCUACAAAGUGGCUAUCCUUGAAAACCAGCUCUCUCAUGCCAUUUAUUCUACCCAGGGAAGAGAACAGUGUUAGUAAUGAGAGCAAUUCAGCUGCAAACUGCAUCCUAUGGGUUAUUUCAGCUAUAAUGCACAUGCUUUCAAGUAUAUUUGACAAAGUCAUCCCAAAGGAUAGCUUAGGUCAUGAAGAAGGUACUGCUGCUGUCUUGCCAUGGUUGCCUUUCUUCAUCCCUAAAGUGGGCCUUGAAAUUGUGAAAAAUGGAAUUUUCGACUUUGCCCAUCCAAAUGGCAGAGUAGACAAAGGAGUGCCAGGCGGAAAUAUGUCACUUGUUAGCGUGCUCUGCCAGUUGAGAACCCAUAACGCGUUAGAAACAUCGUUUUCUUCUGUAAGCUGCCUUCAUGGAUUAGUCCGACUGGUUAACUCAGUUGACAAAUGCAUUCAGAGUUCCAAGGUUUUUUCACUUUCCGGUCAGUCAUUACAAGAAGACUAUUCAGGCACAGAUGAUAAGGUACUUGAAGAUGGCAUAUCCAAAGGGGCUCUUACCGAACUCUCUAGGGUACUUUCGUUGUUCAUGACCUUGGCUGCUUCGGGAUGGCAGCAUAUGCUCAGAACUGAAGUGUCAGGCAGAGGAGGGCCGGCCCCUGGGAUUGGACUUGGCUGGGGUUCAUCUGGCGGAGGCUUCUGGUCUACCAAGUAUUUGCUCGCACAGGCUGAGGCACACCUUAUCAUGAGCCUUUUCACAACCAUUCCGAUUGUUCCUGGCAAAGAUCCGACCCUUCUUGGAGUGACGAGUCCAGUAACUGAUGGCUCCUCUGAAAUGGCCUUUGCUCUUCCGAGAAUUAAUGCUAUACUUGGUGUUUGUUUGAUUUCAGGACCAAGAGAUAGAAUUAUAUUGGAGAAGGCAUUAGAUGUUUUGCUUCAAGCUCCAGUCCUAGAGUUUCUGGGUUUCUGUAUUGAUCAUUUCAUUCACGUUAACAGAGGUCUGAAAUCAUUUCGGUGGCAAUAUUGCUAUGAAGAUUACCGAUAUUUUAGCAAUAUGCUAAGUUCGCAUUUCAGAAGUUUCUGGCUAAGCUUUAAGAGUAAAUCCUCUAGCAAAAGAGAUGACAGCAGUACCAAAGGUAAGUCAUCUGAAAAGCAUGAUGCUCUGGGAACCAUACCUGAAGACAUGGAAACAUCAGAAGUUGGAAGCAAAUAUCCAGAUGCUUGUUCUUUGCAGGUAGAGUGGGCGUAUCAGAGGCUUCCACUCCCUGCGCAUUGGUUUCUGAGCCCACUUUCAUGCGUCAUGACCGGUGGAGAUGCCAAUAACCCCAGUUCCUCUUAUAGAAAGACGAGUGACAUCCGUUCUUCAGGUGAUUGUCUUGAUGUUGCAAAAAGUGGGCUUCUUUUCCUCCUCGGUCUGGAAGCACUGUCCUACCUUGCAGACUCGAUGGAUUCUGAUUUCCCCGUGCAGGCUGUACCUUUAAUUUGGAAAUUGCAUGCCUUGUCUAUGGUACUGCUUGUAAGAAUGGAAACAGCGGAUGUUCUUGAAGAUGCCAAAAGCAGAGAUAAUUAUGAAUGCUUGCAAGAAUUUUAUGGGCAGAAAAUUGACCAGUUGAGGCUUCAAAAUGGAAGAUCAACCCAAGCAAGGAAUCAUAAUGCAGAAAGUUCCUCAGAGUGCCCCUCGCUGUUGGAAGCAGGGAAAAAUCAUGAACCAGAAUUUCUCAACUUCCAAACUCAAGUUCAUGAGAGCUAUGCAACAUUUAUUGAGACCUUGAUUGAGCAGUUUGGGGCUGUAUCGUAUGGCAACGUACUUUAUGGCAGGCAAAUAGCACUUUAUUUGCAUCGCUCAGUUGAGGUUGCUGUCAGGCUUGCUGCAUGGAAUUCACUUGUAAACAGUCAUGUCCUUGAACUCUUGCCACCACUGGAUAAAUGUUUUGGUGAAGCUGAGGGAUAUCUAGAACCUGUUGAGGUGAUGGUUAUCUUUUUUUAAUGUACCAAUGCCUUACAGAUAUUUCUCAAAAUGUGUUAUAGUUUACCACUUUUCGUAACAUCUCGGGUUUUUCUUUUCUCCGAGUCAAUCAUGCUUUCUUUUAGAUCAACCAUCUAGGUAACAUGUGAUAUUCGACUUUAUUAAUUCUCGACUUCAAUGGUUUUUCAUCUGCAUUGUGCUCCAAUUAUGGCAUAUACUCUUCAGAUUGUAGUCGUGACUGUCUUUUAGCCGCAUAACACCAAAAGGGCGUUUGUAAUUUCUCGAAACAAACCUAUACGAUGGCAAGAAAAAUUUUCCAUCUCAGAAAAAUUACUUGAAACAUCCUGAGCAAAUUCCUUCUGUUUCUAUGCUUUGAUUUUGGUUACAUGUAAAACAUCAGAAUUAAAGAGCAGCAAACUUCAAUGAAUAUGCCGGUGUGGGCACGUGAGAUUUCAAUAACUGUUAGUUCACAAAGGUUUCUCUUAGUUGGAUUUCAGACCCAAACGUCGUUGUCAAUAUCUCAUCUGGGUUCUUGGUUGACAACCCAUUUUUUAUUUUGGGGCAUUUUAGCUCUCUUCCAUGCAUUUUGGUUAUUUUGGGCAUUUUGGCAUUAAACGAGGAGAGCCAUGAGCCCGAUUCGCCUGCCUGUUCUGGCAGAACGCUGUUUAUAGCUGUUCUGGCAUUGAAUGUGCUGUGGUUGUGCAGGAUAAUGAAGGGAUUUUAGAAGCUUACGCCAAAACUUGGGUUUCUGAGCCUCUAGACAGGGCUGCAGCUCGGGGAUCUAUCACUUUCGCGCUUCCUAUGCAUCACCUGUCCUGGUUCAUCUUCAAUGGCAGCUCAGACAAAGUACCCUUUCGGAAUAAAUUGGUGAAGUCCCUCCUGCGUGGUUAUUCACGUAAACCGCAGCUAAAGGUAAACCAGGCAAAUCUCUGCGAAAGCUUUUAGUAGAUUCAAUGAUUUUCUUACACAGACGACGCCGGCUGACAUCUCUUUGCUCCCGCUUCUCUCAGAAAAUGCUUCUCUGUCUCAUCCGAUAUGAAAGGCCCAAGCUCCAAUGUGGCCACGACAGUGAAGUCACACCUCUUCAGGAAUCGGAGUCCAUCAGGAGGUUUGACAUACUGUCCGCAGCUUGCGAGGGGAAUUCCUCCCUUCUUUGUGAACUGGGCAAGCUGAAACUUCCCUGA